Molecule: messenger RNA, 4224 nt
Organism: Mesoplodon densirostris (Blainville's beaked whale)
Lineage: Eukaryota; Metazoa; Chordata; Mammalia; Artiodactyla; Ziphiidae
Gene: ADAM28
Product: ADAM metallopeptidase domain 28
Exons: 25
Coding region: 63-2606 (847 amino acids)
Biological process (GO): proteolysis
Cellular component (GO): plasma membrane
Molecular function (GO): metalloendopeptidase activity
Source: RefSeq, a predicted model, not a curated record
CCCAGCAGUGCACGUCUGCUUGAGACAGGAGGACAGACAGCAGGCUCCUGGGAUCACCCAGCAUGUGGCGAGGGCUUCUUUUGACAGCCACUUUCCUCCUUUCUCCACUUCCAGUAAAUUCUAUAAAAGAACUCCCUGGAGUGAAAAACUAUGAAGUGGUUUAUCCCAGAAGACUUCAUCCACUACAUAAAAGAGAAGUCAAGGAUCCAGGUCAACAGGAACAAUUUGAAACUGAAUUGAAGUAUGAAAUGACAGUUAAUGGAAAAAUCGCAGUGCUUUACUUGAAGAAAAACAAGGGUCUCCUUGCACCAGGCUACACGGAAACAUAUUAUAAUUCCACUGGAAAGGCGGUCACCACGAGCCCACAGAUCAUGAGAAGAAGACGGAUGAAGUGGUAUAAGGAGUGCUGUAUCCUUGCCGUCUAUUCUGAGGAAGUUUUUCAAGCGUUUUCCUCCAUAGCAAUGCACAGAGGUUUAUGUGGGCCAAUACCUCACCUGUUCCAAAGCAGAAAGGUGAAUUUGACUGAAGAUGACUGUUAUUACCAAGGACACAUCAUUAAUGAAAAUGUUUCUGAUGCUAGUAUCAGCACAUGUAGGGGUCUAAGGGGCUACUUCAGUCAGGGAGAUCACAAGUACUUCAUUGAACCUUUAAGCCCCACAACUCAGGAUGAACAGGAACAUGCACUCUUCAAGCACGAUCCUGAUGAACAGAAGACUAACAGCAACUGUGGGAUGGAUGACAUGUUAUGGGUACCUGAAAUUCAUCAGAAGGCAGUCCCAUCGGCCACCAGUCUUGUUAAAUCCAAAGACCAGAAGGCGUGGGAACAAAAUAAAUACAUAGAAUAUUUUUUGGUCCUGGAUAAUGGUGAGUUUAAAAAGUACAAUCAAGAUCAAGAGGAAAUAAGAAAGCGGGUGUUUGAGAUGGUCAAUUACAUCAACAUGCUUUAUAAAAAGCUCAAUACUCAUGUUGCCUUAAUCGGGAUGGAAAUCUGGAAUGACAAGGAUAAGAUAAAGAUAUCCCCCAAUGCAAGCCUCACCUUGGAAAAUUUUGCUAAAUGGAGGGAGGGUGUCCUCCUAAGAAGAAAGCGUCAUGAUGUUGCUCAGUUAAUCACGGCAAGUGAAUUUUCUGGAACAACUGUGGGCCUUGCUUUCAUGUCUACAAUGUGCUCUCCAUAUCAUUCUGCUGGCAUUGUUCAGGACUACAGUCACAACAUGCUCAGCGUUGCAGGGACCAUGGCCCAUGAAAUGGGCCAUAACUUCGGAAUGUUUCAUGACACCUAUGCUUGCAAGUGCCCUUCUACAGUAUGUGUGAUGGACAGAGCGCUAAGCUUCUAUAUACCUACGGACUUCAGUUCCUGCAGCCGUGUCAGCUAUGAAAAAUUCUUGGAAGAUAAAUUAUCCAAUUGCCUCUUUAACGUUCCGCUGCCUACAGAUAUCAUAUCCACCCCGAUCUGUGGGAACCAGUUGAUAGAAAUGGGAGAAGACUGUGACUGUGGGACCCCCGAGGAAUGUACCAACGUUUGCUGUGAUGCAAAAACAUGUAAAAUCAAAGCAAAUUUUCAAUGUGCGGUAGGGGAAUGCUGUGAAAAAUGCCAGUUUAAAAAGGCUGGCGAGGUGUGCAGACCAGCAAAACAUGAGUGUGACCUGCCCGAAAUGUGUGAUGGCAAAUCUGGUCUUUGCCCUGAUGAUCGAUUCCAAGUCAAUGGCUUCCCUUGCCAAAAUGGGAAGGGCUACUGCUUGAUGGGGAUGUGCCCCACCCUGGAGGAGCAGUGCACCGAGCUGUGGGGACCAGGAACCCAGGUUGCAGAUAAGUCAUGUUUUAGCAGGAAUGAACGAGGGUCAAGUUAUGGGUACUGUCGAAAAGUGGAUGACACACGCAUUCCCUGUAAAGAAAAUGAUGCCAUGUGUGGGAAGUUGUUCUGUAAUGGUGGGUCAGAUUAUCUGCUCUGGAAAGGACGUAUAAUAACGUUCCUGACAUGUAAAACAUUUGAACCUGAAGACAGCAGUCAAGAAAUCAGCAUAGUAGCCAAUGGAACCAAGUGUGGAGAGAAUAAGGUUUGCAUUAAUGCAGAAUGUGUGGAUGUCGAAAGAACUUACAAAUCGGCCAAUUGCUCCUCUAAAUGCAAAGGACAUGCUGUGUGUGACCACGAGCUCCAAUGUCAAUGUAAAGAAGGAUGGGCCCCUCCUGAUUGCGAUGGUUCUUCCGUGGUCUUCAAUUUCUCCAUUGUGGUUGGGGUGCUGUUCCCUGUGGCCGUCCUAUUUGUGGUGUUUGCUAUAGUAACCCGAUACCAAAGCACCAGAGGAAAGCAGAAGGAAGUCCAGAGGCCACUGUCUACCACUGACACCGGGCCACACAAGCAGAAGAGGAAACCACAGACGGCGAAGGCUGUUCAACCCCAAGAGAUGAAGCUUGACACACCUGACCUUCUGGCAGAAGAGGAUGCACCUCCAGCUUCUGUUCUAAUUACAAAGCCAGAUUUUUCUCCACCGCCAAUUCCUACAUCUGUGUCAUUCUCUUUCCUUCAUAAAGACACAAAAGGACUUUCCUCUACUGUUUUCAAGGAUAAGCUAAUGUCUACCCUGAAGGGCUCCAAUCCAGAAGUCUGAAGUAACAGCUAAGCAAGGAUUGGUGGGUAAAUGAUCAAAUUAGAAGACUGGACAAUCUGGAUGGAAGAGAAAUGUACUAAUAUUGCUCUGGACACUCAAGGAGGUUACUAUUUCUUGGUUAUACUUUGAAGACAUAAAACUUUCGAGACAUACUCUUGAUAAUCUUUGUAUGAAUUAAAAUUUUCUGUUCUCUAUACUCAUGGAAAAGAGGAUGGCUCUAAAGAAAGAGCUAUAAAGCUGAAAUCUCUAAGUGAAUUUCCUAACCUUUCCCACACACUCCCCCUUUUUUACUGUGAUGUUGACUAAUAUUUGUUAAAGGGUUUUGAGUACCUUGAUUUUCUCAUUCAGUAGGAAUUAAUUCACCCUCUAGUGAAAACAAAAAACAAGAAAUCACAGGAAACUGGGAAGGAUGGGAGAAAAUUGUAUACUCCUUAUUCCACGACUAGCAAUAGCUUAAUUGUUUGAACCCUGAAACUGUCAAAUUAGAACCCUCAGUUACAAAGAAAAUUAUACAACCGUUCUCUGGUUUAUAUCAUGUCUUUUUCCUACCCUACAUUAUCUUUUGGAAUUCUUAUUAGCUGUGUCAUUGGAAGUUCACUACAGCUGAUGAAGACUUUAUUAAUUGUUUUUUUCAUAGAAAUUUGUAUAAUUCAGUUACUGGUAAGCUUAAAGUGAACAUUACUUUCUAAGUAGAAAAAGUUUUAGUUAAAUAAAUUAGUAACGUAAACCGGAAGUUGUAAACUGCUGACCAGCAGGAUGUGUCUGGACUGCAGAUUUAUUUUAUUUGGCCUCAAUGAUUUUGGCCAAAAAGUAUCUUUUAAUGUUUGUUUUGAAUGUACUGCCAAUAUUUAAAACUUGGGAUAUCUUACGUAAACAUCCAGACCUCCAGCAUUUUAAAAGUAAUCAAAUGCUUUGUCAACACUGGAAUCACAUUGCCCACAGCAACCAUCAGCUUAAGACAGACAGGUGAUGGAACAAACAUUGUAGGUUACCUACCAAAAACGCCUUUCUUGCUUUUCAGAAGCCAAAUUUUGUUCAGUUUUCCAUAUGCAUUCCCAUUUUCAUGCAUGCAUGAAAAGAUAAUCUCUGUAAUAACCUAUAUGGGAAAAGAAUCUGAAAAAGAAUAGAUAAAUGAAUAUGUAUAACUAAAUCACUUUGCUGUACAUCUGAAACUAACUAACAUAACAUGGUAAAUCAACUAUACUCCAAUAUAAAAUAAAAAAUUAAACAAAAAAGAUAAUCCUAACUCCAUCUCCUGGAUACAUUUCUAUCACUCUAAGUCAAUCACAAUAAUCUCAUUUCCUUUAUCAGUGGUUGAUUGAUUUGGAGGUAAGUAUAUUAACCCACCCUACCCCCAUCCCCCGCUUUUUUGCCAGUGGGACAAGACAGGAGAUAUGCUGGGGAAUUUCUAGGAAAGGUAUCCUUGUCCCUUCUGGCUAUUUGGAUAUCCUAUCUGGUAUUGUUGCAGCCAUGUUGUGAUUAUGAGGGCAUGGCUGCUAUACUGAAUAAGAGAGAGCAGAAAAAUGAAAAGAAUAAAACCUGGUCUUUUAAUGAUGUCAUGAACUGGUAGAUUAAUGACUGCCUGCAUCACCAUGUACUUUCUUGGGACUUCUGUUGC